This is a messenger RNA of Vitrella brassicaformis, 1120 nucleotides long. Lineage: Eukaryota; Vitrellaceae. The record is from the annotation of a GenBank genome assembly.
AGGCACGUCACUUCUUUCAGACAGAGGCAUACAUACCCACCCCACACGCACAGAUCCACUCACUGUCUGUCCGAUCAUUGACAAUCAACUAAGCACACACACCACAGCGGAAACCGCGGUCGGCAACUAACGGAGGCAUACAUAAGCCAAAUGCACAGACAGCACACCACAGACAGACAGAGCAGUACACAUGCAUGCAUGCCGCAGACAGACAUUCACACACAUUCACAUUCACAUACGCCGUUAGUUACAGACAGACAGCAGGCAACGGUGGGUGAGUGAGCAUAUAUCCACCACACUCACACAUAGACACACACACAUCCAUACAGAGAGAGAUGGGUGGGUGUGUGCAUGUUUGUGUGUCCUAAUUUGUGCUGGCACUCUCUCUCACUCUCUCUCUGUCUGUCUGUCUCCUUGAUUUGGUGGUGGCCGUGGGGACGAUGCGCAGCGCACAGGAGCCUGUCUCUCUGACUUGUUUCGGCUCUACUCUUCUAGGUGCAGGGGCUGGAAGCUGCCGUCCCCGUUGACAUAUCCCAACUCAGGCCACGCGAAAUGGCAGUCAGUGUCGCCCUGACACACACACACACACAUGCACGAUUUUAUCGAUUUCGAUCGCUGAGCGACUGACCAGGUGCUGAUUGAAGCCCUUCUGGAGGCCCUGCAGGCCACCACGUGCGACCGCCUCGUCCAUCCGUGCCUUGUGCACGACCUCACGUAGCCCCAGCACUCGCCCCUUGACGCCAUCCACCACUUGGAAGCACUGCAGCGGCACCCGUACCGUCGCCCCGCCCACGUCGGCCAUCCCCCCCACCACCUGCCUGUUGCUCUCCGUCUUGAGCGCGGCACUCAUAACAAAGUGCUCCACGGCCGAGUGGAUGCGUCUGCCGAAUGUGGUCUGGUGGCUGAGGUUGAUCGUCCUCUUAAUGUCCGUGGCUGCCUUGUGCUGGUCGAAGCAGAGGGCGGCGAUGUGCCAGCCCAUCAAGGCCCCCUCGCCAUCCCCCAGUGCGAGGCGGGACGGCGCGGGGUCUUCGCCGUCGCUGUGGGGGGCGAGGGGCAGUAGGUGGCUCAGGUGGGCAGCCAGCUCUCUGUGCGGCCUCAAAGCUCCAUUGACGGCAGCCAU